Molecule: messenger RNA, 1759 nt
Organism: Stegastes partitus (bicolor damselfish)
Lineage: Eukaryota; Metazoa; Chordata; Actinopteri; Pomacentridae
Gene: creg2
Product: cellular repressor of E1A-stimulated genes 2
Exons: 4
Coding region: 28-870 (280 amino acids)
Source: RefSeq, a predicted model, not a curated record
GGACGGCCUUUCUCUCAGUUCCAUGACAUGAAGCCCCACUACUUCCCCCUGGCACUGCUGGCCGCCCUGCUCGCUCUGUGCCGGGGCUACACCCUGAGGAGCUCCGUGUCCUGGGUGGUGUCCUCCAACGAUGUGGUGGAGGACGCCGACCUGUCGGAGGAGGUGGCCCCGGCGCUGCUGGUGGACGGAGCGGGGCUGUGGAAACAGGCGUACCCGUCCUCAGACGUCCUCGGAGACGGAGUGGAGAGCCCCGGGGAGCUGGUGAAGCCCGAGAGCGACGGCGUGGCGCAGCUCUCCUCUCGGCUCUUCUCCUAUCGGCUGGAGAAGGUGAAGAAGUCCGCGGGCAGCUCUCCUCCUCCUCACCAGGAGACCGCCAGGACCGCCAGAUACAUCGCCCACUACAGUGACUGGGGACACUUGGCCACCAUUUCCACCCAAGACAAGAUCAAAGGUCUCCCCUUUGGGAACAUCUUCUCCGUCAGUGAUGGGCCGCUGGACAACAGCACUGGAGUGAUCUAUUUUUAUGUGACUCCGAUGGACAACACUGUGUCGGACCUGAAAAGUAACCCCUAUGCUUCUCUCACCUUCUCAGAGGCCGAGGGAGAAUUCUGCCGGCAAAUGGCGUAUGAUCCAGAGGAUCCCAGAUGUGCUCGACUCACACUAACAGGCAAGAUGGUGGAGGUGGCGCCAGAGGAGCUCACGUUUGCAAAGGAAGCAAUGUUCUCAAGACAUCCUGUGAUGGCAAAGUGGCCAGUGGGACACAAGUGGUUCUUCAUGAAGCUAGAGCUGAUCCAGGUCUGGCUGCAGGACUGGGUCGGAGGAGUAUCGCUUAUUCCACUGGAGGACUACUUCAAAGCCACGCCUUUCUGAGAAUCUCCCUCCUCCUGCAUCAUCAUCCUGCAAAUACAGAGCAGUUCAGCUGUCUGUGUUAUCUGCGGCUAUCACUCCGCUGGGGUGUGAGAUUCUUACAGCAGUAAUGUGCAAAGAAUACUUCAGUUUUUAAAAAAAAGACUGUUACUCUCUUAAUUAGUGAGGAGGAUUGUUCUUCAUGAUAGCUCUUUUACUUUUCCUACACUUCGGCUUGUCACUCAAGAUCAGUUAAUCAGUUUUCUUUGCUUGACGUGUGAAUGUAUUUAUAGCCAUUGAAAUAGUUAAACUGAAUGAUUACUUUCUGUGUCAUUUCAAUAAACACUGAUUCAUAUUUUAUGCUCUAAGAUAUGUGUGCCGUUUCAAAAAUAAAUGAGUAUUAGCACACCCAAUUCUUGAGCAUAAUUUUUGGAGUAUAAAUAUUGAAAGGGAAUUGUAAUGUCAACACUCUUGACCUUGAUUUUUUUUCACUUUGAGACGAAAAUGUAAAUGAAGAUCAUGUUUGUUGAUUAAAGUUACAUGACUCAGGUUAUUAAAAGAUAUAAAUCAGCACCAUAGUAGCAUCUAUGAGUGGAAAUCAGUCAUUACACAGACUGUAUGGUGUUGAAAGCAAUCUCAGCUCAGGGUGUGUUUAAUAGUGGUUCUAGAGCUUUUAUCAUGUCGCAUUACUUUGAUUAAUAAUUUUCUAACUUUAAAUUUCCGUAUUUUUCUGAGAACUUGAAGAACUCCAUUUGUUUGAUUAAGACCACAUGAUUGGAAGAUCCAGAAUAUACAAUGAAAUGAGGCUGUUUUGUCAAGUGCUGGCAAAAACAAACUCUGAUCCCAAAUUAGUAAUAUGCUCUGAUAUUGUGUGUGUACAGCUGCUCAAAUAAAGCAUGAUACCAUAUCUGCA